Messenger RNA from Biomphalaria glabrata, 1163 nucleotides. RefSeq lists its product as uncharacterized. The transcript has 4 exons. Gene Ontology annotation, molecular function: protein binding. Lineage: Eukaryota; Metazoa; Mollusca; Gastropoda; Planorbidae. The record is from RefSeq and is a predicted model, not a curated record. Bases 186 to 731 code for a protein of 181 amino acids.
GCAAUGGUUUAUUCUCCCGCAAGCAGUGGAACAGCACGCCUUGUCUUCUUGAGCUACAGUGGAAGUGGAUUCACUUUUAGGAACAUCUGUGUCUUGUGAUAUCUAGUCCACUGGUCUCCUUGAGAUCCACACUGUUACGUAUGUAUUCUAGAUGUCAUAUCCACACUGUUACGUAUGUAGUCUAGAUGUCAUAUCCACACUGUUACGUGUACGUCAUGGCUUAUGUAGGGGACCACUUUAAACCAGUCUACAGGGCCGACAACGACCCGGCAUGUGGGAUGAUGUUGUUUGAGCCGCCAUUCUCUGUGCCUGUCUGCUACUCAUGGGACUCCCAGACUGUAGAGGAUUGGUUGGUUGACACUGGAUUUGGUAGAUAUCGACCGCACUUUAGAAAGAAUGGCAUUGAAGGCCGACAACUCUUGGCCCUUACGGAUGACGAUCUACGUAACAUGAACAUUAUUGACCGCCAUGAUGCCAGUGGAAUCAUGGGAAACAUACAGAUGGUGCGCCAAACAUACCGCCAUAUGCAUCCAGAAGAACUUCCAGGACUGCCAUAUAAUUACUAUAGGGCACUCUAUUUUGGUGACCAGCCACCAGUUCCACGACGAGGGGAGAUAAGCUACAGCACGCCAUCUGUGAACAGUACCCUGACUGUACGUCGCCUGCAGAGUGUGGCAGGGGAAGAUAAAUUCGGCUGGUUUCAUCGCAACAGACCGACACCACUCAUUUGACCAAUUUAGUAAAUACAACACUUGGCAGUUUGACUAAAUCUAGUUUAUAAGAGUAGACUCCUUCAAUAAACACGCAGCUACCUAUUUCUAUACAGAUAUUUUGUAUUUUCAAUUAUUCAAUUAUUGAUUGCACUUUAAAACAUCGAAAAAAGUCUGAUGUGCUUGUAAACAAAAAAAUACGUUCAGUAUUGUGGUAGUGCCAGGUACUCAUCGUGAAUACAAUUGUAGCACUUCGAGGCUAAAGCGAUAUAAGUUGUCGCUCUUUUCACAUAACAAUUAAUUGUUGGCUUUUAAAAACGUUUCUUGCAUUUUUUGUAAUCAAUGUAUUUGUCAUACUAGUACAGAAGAGUUUAAAAACAAAUUAAAAUAAAAGGUAUCCUCGCAAUACCAUCUAUCAACAGCAACACAAAUAAACCUAGAUUUAGUGUUUUA